UCAUUAAACUUCAAUCUUUCAUACGUGGAUGUCUACUCCAAAAGCAAUACAUGAAAAUCAAGAAGUCAGUGUGCAUUAUACAGAGACGAUUUAGAGCAUACCUUGUCAUGAAACAAACUCAAAAGAAGUACCUUACUCUUAAAGAAGCUGUUAUUACUAUUCAAGCCUACUUUAGAGGUUACCUGAUGCGUCAUGAAUACAGAAAAGAGAGGGCAGCAAUUGUCAAGCUACAGUCAGGCACCAGAAAGUUUCUCUGUCAGAGAAAUUAUGCAAGACUGAAACACACCGUCAUUGAAGUUCAAAGACGAUACCGUCAAAAAGUAUGUGUUGCAAGAGUGAAAAUGGAAUACUUGACUACCAAGGCUGCAGUCAUUACCAUUCAAGCACACUACAGAAGACAUCUUCAGCAGCGAGACUACAAACAACGAUCAGUUGUAGUUCUUCAAAGUGCUGCUAGAGGCUGGAAAGCUAGAAGACAAGUAAAACAAAGAAAACUAGCAAUCAUCCGUAUUCAGGCUGUUGUCAGAAAGCUUCCUGCUGUACAGAGAUUUCAAUCUUUGAAGAAAUACACCGCCUUUUGUCAACAACGCUAUAAAGCCAAGUUACAAGGAAGAUUGGUUCAUCAUCAGUAUUUGGCCCUUCGUCAAGCAGCUGUAACAAUGCAAUCAUUCUACAGAGGAAUCCAGGUUAGGGAAAUGUUGUUACUGAAACAAGAGAGUGCCAGAAGAAUUCAGUCAUGGUACAGAGGACGAAAACAAUACAUAUUGUACACAGAACUAAGAAAAUCAGUCCUCAUCUGUCAGAAAACUUACAGAGCUUGUAGAUUAGCACAGUCAGAUCAAAAGAAGUUCUUGGUCCUUAAAGGAGCUGCUCUUACUAUUCAGGCAGUUUAUAAAGGCUACAAGACAAGAUGUAUGUACCAAAAAAUGAAGCAGGCCAUAGUUUUGCUCCAGUCUGGUUCUAGAGGUUUUCUAGAAAGAAAGAGGCUAAAGGAACUUCAUAAAGCUGCGACUAUGAUACAGCGAGUGUUAAGGAACCGCAUGAAUAUUAAGCUUUUCAAGCAGCAGGAGAAAGUAAGGCAAACAUAUUUGUUACAAUUCACCAGGAAGGUAGAGAUUCACCUGAAAGCAACAGUCAUACAGAGACGCUACAGAAAACAUGCAUCACUUUGUGAAGCCAAGAAACAACUUCACAGUGCCCUCAUAAUACAGAACUGGAUAAAAGGGAGAUUAUGCCGCAUUCGGUUUCUGAAGCUCAAGAGGUCUGUCCAUGUGAUUGAAACAGCAGCAUUACAGUGGAUUCGCAUCAGCCAUGACAAAGAAAAGAAACAAGCAGCCACCAAAAUACAGGAAGAGGAGAUACAGGAAGAGAAGGAAAAGCCCAAGAAAUUGAGUAAAAUGAAAAGAUUCCGAAAAUGGCUGAAACGCACUUUUAGUUGCUCAAGAUAAAUAUGAAAAGUGGAUACUCUGUCAAGAACUAAAGAAUAUUAAUUAUCAUUCUAUGUAAAAGAGAUUUAAAUAUCAAUGUAUAACUUGCCUUUAUUAAAGAAUAUUUGGAACCCAGGAGGGGACACCCGAGCUAUUUUUACAGGUUUUCGCUGGUUUGGCUGAUAAUUAACUUUUUUUCUUUUGACCUUUUUUCUCUAAAUUUAUAUAAUGUGGGCCUCAUACAUAAGAGGCUUGCAUUGCAAAAGUGACUUAUUCUAAAUUUGUCUUUGGCUUUUCUUUCUGGAAACGAGGCAAGUGAGGCAGAUCUCUUGCCGAGUUACCAGAGCAAAAUUACUUCAACAAUUUUGGAACUUUAGGCCUUUCAGGGAGACCCAUUUUAACCAGGGUUUCCCUGUCUAAAACCAUUAAAUUGUAAAUACAUCCAUUUAGAGAUGUUAAAAGCUCCGUUGUCCUCUCCUGUCAAAAAACUGCUUAUAUUUAGUUUAAAGUAAUAUAUUUCUGUCCAUACUGUAUGUGCUAAAGUUUUCAAUACUUGAUGCGUACUUUUAAAUAAAUAAACCAAUGUUUGCAUA
Molecule: messenger RNA, 2020 nt
Organism: Saccostrea echinata
Lineage: Eukaryota; Metazoa; Mollusca; Bivalvia; Ostreida; Ostreidae
Product: abnormal spindle-like microcephaly-associated protein homolog
Exons: 6
Coding region: 51-1448 (465 amino acids)
Biological process (GO): mitotic cell cycle; spindle organization; establishment of meiotic spindle localization
Cellular component (GO): spindle pole
Molecular function (GO): protein binding
Source: RefSeq, a predicted model, not a curated record